Cucurbita pepo subsp. pepo (vegetable marrow) is the source of this 1494-nucleotide messenger RNA. Its product is annotated as cytochrome P450 81Q32-like. Gene Ontology annotation, molecular function: heme binding; monooxygenase activity; iron ion binding. The record is from RefSeq and is a predicted model, not a curated record. Lineage: Eukaryota; Viridiplantae; Streptophyta; Magnoliopsida; Cucurbitales; Cucurbitaceae.
AUGGAAAACCUUAUGCUUUGUCUCUGUCUCCCUCUAAUGGCAUUCAUAUCAGCUCUCAUAUUUCUACUCCGACCCUCCACAAAGCUUCCCCCAAGUCCCCCUUUUUCCCUCCCAAUUAUAGGCCAUCUCUAUCUCCUAAAGCGUCCCGUCCAUCAAACCCUUCAAAAGCUUUCUAACAAGUAUGGCCAUGUCUUCACUCUCCGCUUAGGCUCUCAACUCGUUGUCGUUGUCUCGUCUCCUUCGGUGGUUAAAGAAUGCUUCACAAUGAAUGAUAUCAUUCUAGCAAAUCGACCAAGCUCGAACAUUAUCAAGCACUUGACUUACAACAACACGAUCUUUUCGGCGUCCCCAUAUGGCGAUCAUUGGCGCGAACUCCGCCGAAUUAGCACCAUAGAGAUAUUCUCAGCCACUCGCCUUAAUAUGUUCUUGGAGACAAGGAAGGACGAAAUCAAACACCUACUUGGUAAAUUGUGUUGCAUUUCAAGUGAUAGCUUUGUGAGAGUUGAGAUGAGUUCCAUGAUUUCUGAGUUGUCGUCAAAUAUUGUGAUGAGAAUGGUGAUGGGGAAGAGGUUUUAUGGAGAGGGUGUGUCGGAUUUGGAACAAGCGAGGAAAUUUAGAGAUAUUGUGAAGCAAGUUAUGCAAAAAUGUGGGAGUUUUGAUUCAAGAAGUUUUAUUCCAUUGUUGAAUUGGAUAGAUAUUACUCAUUAUGAGAAGAGGAUAAUAAAACUUGGACAAAGGAAUGAUGAAUUCUUGCAAGGCUUGAUUGAUGAGCAUAGGAAUCAAAAGGAAGAAGGAAGAAAUACUAUGAUUGAUCAUUUACUUUCUUUGCAACAAUCCCAACUUGAUUUCAUGAGCGACCAAGUUAUCAAAGGCCUUAUAACGGUAAUAUUGCUUGCAGGCACGGACACAAUAGCCGUGACUAUAGAAUGGGCACUAUCUCAUUUGCUCAACAAUCCGAAUGUGUUAAAAAAGGCUAGGAUUGAAUUGGACUCGAUUAUUGGACAAGAGCGAUUGGUUGAGGAAUCAGAUAUGUCGAAAUUGAGUUAUUUGCAAGGAGUAAUAUCCGAGACUCUACGAUUAAACCCUGCAGCUCCUUUACUCGUGCCACAUUAUGCAUCUGAAAAUUGCUCGAUAGCGGGCUAUGAAAUCCCCCGCGAUACAAUCAUCUUGAUUAAUGCUUGGGCUAUACAUAGAGAUCCAAAUAUUUGGGAAGAUGCAAAUACAUUUAACCCUGAAAGAUAUAAAAUUACCAUGGUAGAUGAUUUGUAUAAGCUAAUUCCUUUCGGCUUGGGGAGGAGAGCUUGCCCUGGUGUGGGAAUGGCCCAUCGGGUGGUUGGUUUGUCUUUGGCAUCAUUGAUUCAAUGCUUUGAAUGGAAGAGAGUGAGUAGUGAACUGGUUGACAUGACUGAGGGCGUAGGGCUCACCAUUCCUAGAGCUCAACCAUUGGAAGCCAUGUGUAAAUCGCGACCAAUUGUAGAAAGGGUUCUCAUGUAG